GAGAGAUGAGAAGAAAAUAAAGAGAGAAAGAAACAUAUAUGCGUAACCCAUUCUCUCUCUCUCUCUCUCUCUCACGUUGUUCUUCUUGAUCCGAAGCUGUCUCUCCAAGACUCUCUCUCUCUCUCUUGUUCUGUUUCAUGCAAGAUUCAAAGACAUUACAGAAGAAAAGAAAACCUUGGUACCAGAGAGCAAUGGAGAUGGCGACGCUAUGGCGAAUUUCCAUCCCCAAAUUCGAAUCCCCAGACAUUCCAACUCCAACGAACCCUAGCAACAAGACAAGGCAUCGCCAUCAGCAGCAGCUUAGGAAAUGCACGUCGCUGAAAGUGGCGGCGUCGUUCACUAGGGUUUGCCUCUGCGCUCCGAUCUCCCCGUACGACGACGUUUUCCGGUCGUACGCGCCGCCGCGUCGGAGCUCGAGUUAUCCGCCGUCGAAGCCGAUACAGGCGGCGGGGACGAGGAGCGGGAGGCUGAGCGCGGACACCGGGAGGAGAAUAUUCCGGGGGAAAUCGUUGACGGAGAACGCGUUGAUGAGGAGAUUCGUGGUGGAGGAAGAGGCGAUGAUGCAAAUCCGGCGAAGAAAUAUGGUGGAGGUCGUUAGGAGAAGGAAUCAGAUGAGGAGGAAUAAGCUCGGGCCCAGCCCUCUUUCUCGCAUGGUUCUCGCUGAAGAUCUCGAGGUCCAUCAAUGGUGAUUUUUAUUAUUAACACACCAAA
Tarenaya hassleriana is the source of this 711-nucleotide messenger RNA. RefSeq lists its product as uncharacterized. Bases 138 to 689 code for a protein of 183 amino acids. The transcript is spliced from 2 exons. The record is from RefSeq and is a predicted model, not a curated record. Lineage: Eukaryota; Viridiplantae; Streptophyta; Magnoliopsida; Brassicales; Cleomaceae.